AUUAAAGUGAACCAGACUUCGGCUCCUCCCAUCGACGGUAUCCUAGGCUCCUCCUCUUCUCUUUUCCUCCCUCCCUCCCCCUUUUCGGGGUUUGGGAGGCAACAGCUGUAGAGAGAGAAGGAGAAAAAGAGGAAGAGAGAGAGUGAAAGAAAGGAGGAAGGGAGAGGGAGGAGAGAGAAGGAGAGGAGCUCUUGGGGAAAGGGGCGGGGCGAGGCGAGGCGAGGCGACUCGACUCGGCUCGGGCGCCUCGAGCGGGAGCCUGCAGCCUCGUUGUGGUUAGUCUGGCACCCAGCGGCAGCCGCAACUGCAGCGUUAGCGUUUACCCGCUUCUCGGGUGUCUCCAGCGCUUCUCCCCCACCCCCGGCCCGCCUGCGAGCGGUGCCGGCAGCCACGCCUAAAAUGACUAAUGUGUGAUCUCAGUGGAAUAAAUGGCGUCCAAAGUGACAGAUGCUAUAGUCUGGUAUCAAAAGAAGAUUGGAGCAUAUGAUCAACAAAUAUGGGAAAAAUCUGUAGAACAAAGAGAAAUCAAGGGGUUAAGGAAUAAACCAAAGAAAACAGCACAUGUGAAGCCUGACCUCAUAGACGUUGACCUUGUAAGAGGAUCUGCAUUUGCUAAGGCAAAACCUGAGAGUCCUUGGACUUCUCUAACAAGAAAGGGAAUUGUUCGAGUUGUGUUUUUCCCCUUUUUCUUCAGGUGGUGGUUACAAGUAACUUCAAAGGUUAUCUUUUUUUGGCUACUUGUUCUUUACCUCCUUCAAGUUGCCGCAAUAGUAUUAUUCUGUUCAGCGCCAGGCCCACAUAGUAUACCUCUGACUGAAGUAAUUGGGCCAGUAUGGCUAAUGUUGCUACUAGGAACUGUACAUUGCCAGAUUGUUUCAACCAGAACCCCUAAACCUAUGCUUAGCAGUGGGGGCAAAAGAAGAAGGAAAUUAAGAAAAGCAGCACAUUUGGAAGUACAUAGGGAAGGAGAUGGCUCUAGUACUACAGAUAAUACACAGGAAGGAACAGUGCAGAACCACGGUACCAGCACUUCUUACAGUAUUGGCGCUGUCUUCAGAGAACUCUGGCAUGCUGCUUUCUUUUUAUCAGGGUCAAAGAAAACAAAAAAUUCAAUUGAUAAAUCAACAGAAACUGAUAAUGGUUAUGUAUCCCUGGAAGGGAAAAAGACAUUUAAAAGCAAUGAGGAUGGAAUACAAAAUCACGAACCUCACUGUGAAGUCAUUAGGUCAGAAGAGACUGGCUGGAGCACAGGAACAGUCAGGAAUACACCCAAUAGUCAGCACAAAGACAACCAAAGGAUAAUCACAAAUGUCUCAGAUGAAGUAUCAAGUGAGGAAGGUCUGGAAACAGGAUACCCAUUGCGUCGCCAUGUAGAUAGAGCCUCUGAAAAUAUACUUCGAAAUAGGAAGUCACAUCAUUAUAAGAAACAUUAUUCUACAGAGGAUGCCCCUAAAUCGGGUACUAGUUGCAGCUCUCGCUGUUCAAGUUCCAGACAAGAUUCUGAGAGUACAAGGCCAGAAUCAGAAACAGAAGAUGUAUUAUGGGAAGACUUGUUACAUUGUGCAGAAUGCCGUUCAUCUUGUACCAGUGAGACAGAUGUGGAAAAUCCUCAAGUUAAUCCAUUUAUGAAAAAGGAAUAUAGAGACGACCCUUUUCAUCAGCUUCCAGAAAUCUUUUUCUUACGAAAUGUUUCCCAAAUGGACUUUGCCUCAGAGCAAAUGAGAGACGAAAGGAGGGAAGAAGGGGAGAUAGAAAGACAGAGAAAGAGUAGUCAUUUGCCCUGGCUACAUAGCUCCAAUCCAGGAUUAGAAAAAGUCAGUGCAAUUGUAUGGGAAGGUAAUGACUGCAAGAAAGCUGAAAUGUCUGUGCUCGAAAUCAGUGGGAUGAUAAUGAACCGGGUCAAUAGCUACAUACCAGGCAUAGGAUACCAGAUUUUUGCAAAUGCCAUUUCCCUUGUCCUGGGUUUCACUCCAUUUGUUUUCCGACUUUCCCAAGCUACCGACUUGGAACAGCUCACAGCAUAUUCUGCUUCAGAACUUUAUAUCAUUGCAUUUGGUUCUAAUGAAGACAUCUUGGUUCUUUCUAUGGUUUUAAUAAGUUUUGUGGUUCGUGUAUCUCUUGUGUGGAUUUUCUUCUUUUUACUCUGUGUAGCAGAAAGAACUUACAAACAGAGACUACUUUUUGCAAAACUCUUUGGACAUUUAACAUCUGCUAGGAGGGCUCGAAAAUCAGAAGUUCCCCAUUUCCGAUUGAAGAAAGUACAGAAUAUAAAAAUGUGGCUAUCUCUUCGUUCCUAUCUUAAGCGGCGGGGUCCUCAAAGAUCAGUUGAUGUAAUAGUUUCAUCUGCAUUCUUGUUGACUAUUUCAGUUGUGUUUAUAUGCUGUGCCCAGUUGCUUCAUGUGCAUGAGAUCUUCCUUGAUUGUCACUACAAUUGGGAACUGGUAAUCUGGUGUAUCUCUUUAACACUUUUUCUUCUAAGAUUUGUUACUCUUGGAUCUGAAACAAGCAAAAAAUAUAGCAAUACCUCAAUAUUACUUACUGAACAGAUAAACCUGUACUUGAAAAUGGAGAAGAAACCUAAUAAAAAAGAGGAACUGACACUAGUGAAUAAUGUUUUAAAACUUGCUACUAAAUUAUUGAAGGAAUUGGACAGUCCCUUCAGGUUAUAUGGACUUACAAUGAAUCCGCUGCUUUACAAUAUUACCCAGGUUGUCAUAUUGUCUGCUGUUUCUGGUGUUAUCAGUGACUUACUUGGAUUUAAUUUAAAGCUCUGGAAGAUCAAAUCAUGACAAUGUAGAGAAAAAGCCUCAUCCAGUUUUCUGAAACAAGAGUACUGACUAAGCUGUCUCAAAGCAGUCACUGAAUCUGAGCUUCAGAAGCUACUGUCUCCUUAAAGGAUGUAGCUUAGAAAUUUGAAGUGUUUACAAUCUGACUGUCUUGUGCAAUUGUUAUAUUUAUUUUUAUCUUUUCACUGUUUUUACACUUAAGUCUUUAUUUUUUAUUUUCAAGUGUUGAUAUAUCUAGUUAUUGAAAGGGUGAUAAAAACUGAAAUCCAUGUACUUGAGAUCCUGGUAAUAGUUCAUAAUCAGUUGCUAACAUCCAGAAUAUAGAAGUCAGUGCUGAGAAUUGUUUCUUCAUAGGUAGAGUGAACUUGCCUUACUUUAGAACAAAAUUCUUUACAUUUAAAUGAUUUAUAAUGUUUUUGUAAGCAUAAAACAUAACAUUCUGAUUCAUUCAGAAUAGACUUAAUUGUUGUGAACAAGAAUCAACUGUAGGUUGACAGAAAUAGCUGAAUGAUUUAUUUAUUGUGUUAGAGCACUUUCUAGAUCCAAUCAGAGUUUUCUCUAUAUUUUACAUUUGGAACGAUGCCAGGAUCUAAACUGAUUAAGCUGCAGUUUAAGCACCCUUCAGUAUUAAUUAAUAUGGUAUUAUAUAAAACAGGUCAACAAGUGCUCUUUGAUGAUAAAACUCUUAAUAGAGCAAUAAUUGUAAAUGGUUACAAUGCCGUAAGGUAUUUUGAUAAAAAUUAACUAGUAAUAAUUGUAUUUAUUUGAAACACUGGGCUGUUUGCACAGCUCCAACUGUGCAUGCUCAAAAUGUGCACUUUUAAAAUUAUUACUUUUAACGUGUAUCUUUUAUAUGGAAUAUGUUAUAGUGUGCAGGGGCAUGAUAUGGUAUCCUUUUGAAUGAGGUAUAUAUACUCAUCUCACAAGUGAAGUGCCUCUUGAUUUUACUAAAGUACCUUAUGUUUACUCAAGUAAAAUAGAUUUUUUUCCCAUGAUACACUAUAGCAUAUGCCAUUUAUACCACACUCACAUGAACAAUCUAAGGAUAAAUACUCAUAAAAGAUGUUAUAUAUAUAUGUGUGUGUAUAUGUGUCUGUACAUACACAUAUAGAUGCACACACAUCUAUUCCUAGAACCAUAUAAAAAUUUAAAAAAAUACAGUUUUUUUUACAAACUCUAGCCUUUAAAUUUCAUAUGAGAUAUACAACUCCCUUUUUCAUUGAUAUAAGGGCUAUUUAGAAAUAUAAUUCUUUUAGAAAAUUGAUUUUUUCACAAGUGUCAAAUCUAGUACUUUAUCUUAUUGUCAUAUUAGGCAAGUGGAGUUAACUUGGUGGUUGUCCUGUUGAAGCUUGAUUUAAGGUUGUUGUAUUUGUAUAAUUAAUUAUGACUAAAUGAAUUUUCUGAAAACUGCACAUUUGCCCUAAACCAGGAAUUGUUUGAAAGAAAUAAAAAUUUUGUUUUAGCCAAGCCCAUCAUGUUAAAUAUAUUCAAACCCUUACAGUUUUUUAGGAACUUUAACAUUGUAAUUUAUAAAUUAUUCAUUUGAGACUGAUAUAUUUAGUUCAGUAUUUACCCAAAUCAUAACUUCAUUUCAAGUUAUGUGUAAAGAGUAGAACCAUGUAGACAUCUUUUUGUCCUUAUCAUUCCAUACAAUUAGUAGGCUUGGGGGUAAUUUAACUUCAAAUUGUGUGGUAUACACUACUUCUAUGUAAACAACAAAUAAGCAUUUUUAAAAAUUUGCCUGUGUACUAAUAAGUUUAAUAAUGACCAAAGUGCAUUCUGAUUUUUUGAAGGACUGUAUUACUGGAGCUUUAAGAACAUAUUUAGUUUCUCAUGUGAAAAAUUAGGCUAUGUUCUGAUAUGUUUCUUCUGCCUCUGUUGUCUCUUGUUGGAAUUGUUUUUAGGAUUAUAUUUUAUAAACAGCUUUUCAAAAAUAAGGUACAAACCUACACAGAACUUACAUUUUGCACAGAAUAUAUUUUGAGAAAAAAAAAAGUACAGCAUGAGUUCUGUUGGAGGUAAAAGUGAGACUUACAUCUCAAAAACAAACCCUUUUAUUUCAGAGUGGAAGUAUUUUUGAGAAACUUAAAUGUUUGAAUAUGUUGACUUAAGAAAGUCUGUUUUAGAAUUGAAAUUGGGAGAUGAGAUAUUAAGUUAUGUUCAUCUCUCAACAAUUUUUUUAUUAAUCUGUUGGAUUAUGUCACUAACAUUGGCAAGUAAAAGGGCAAUAAUAUAACAAUUUGUCAUUUCAAGUAAUUUUAGCCUGUCAUUAAAGCAGGAAAAUUUAAGUUGUUGCCAUUAAAUAUAUCAUUUAAUAUGAGAAAAUUGCUACAUGUCCCAUAACAGAAAAAACAGGUUAAAAAUAGAGGUAAGUGAAAAUGUGGCAGAUAUUGUAUGUUAGCUAUCUUUCUUUCUGUUUUCUUUUGUUUGUCAGUUUUUUUUUUUUUUGCCACAUAUAUUGUAACUGAAAGUUUGAGCAAGUUUAAAAUAAAGAAAUCUGUGGCUGAUGGUAUGAAAAAA
This is a messenger RNA of Antechinus flavipes (yellow-footed antechinus), 5306 nucleotides long. RefSeq names its product putative homeodomain transcription factor 2 (gene PHTF2). NCBI's taxonomy places the organism in Eukaryota, Metazoa, Chordata, Mammalia, Dasyuromorphia, Dasyuridae. Gene Ontology annotation, cellular component: endoplasmic reticulum. The record is from RefSeq and is a predicted model, not a curated record. The transcript is spliced from 19 exons. The coding region runs from base 429 to 2789 and encodes 786 amino acids.